Messenger RNA from Perkinsus marinus ATCC 50983, 189 nucleotides. RefSeq lists its product as hypothetical. The record is from RefSeq and is a predicted model, not a curated record. The transcript has 3 exons. NCBI's taxonomy places the organism in Eukaryota, Perkinsozoa, Perkinsida, Perkinsidae. The coding region runs from base 1 to 189 and encodes 62 amino acids.
AUGCCACAAUUUUUAAUCCGCAUUUUCUCUGGUGGAAGGAGUUCGUCAGCUGUGGAUGUGCCAACGCCUCCACCAUCGUUAGAAAAGGAGGUCGCUGAGUUAUGUGGCAAAUACCCUCCUUCUGAGGUCCUCAAGGUCUUAGCUGAAAUGUCGAACUUGGGCAUGAACCUCUCCGCGACGGGGAUUUGA